AUGCUACCCGCUUCCGCAUCGCCAACCACCCUGCUGCUCAUCGAUAUCCAGCAGGGCAUGAGGCACGCGACGCACUGGGGCCCAGAGAGAAGCACGCCCGAGUUCGAGUCCAAGGUCGAAUCCGUGCUGCACGCCGCUCGCGCGUACAACCAACGCCGGCCAGACAAGCCCGUCCUCAUCAUCCACGCCCACAACCACUCCGCGAGACUGGCCUCGCCGCUGCACCCGGCGUAUGUAUUCCCGGACGGCGCAAUCGGCGUCGCCCCGAUGGCCGUCGCAGCCCCCGUCGCCCCGGAGCCGGUGCUCGUCAAGGACGUCAACUCCGCUUUCAUAGGGACUGAUCUGGAGGCGCGCUUGAGAGCGUUUAACACGGCGCAGCUGGUCGUCCUGGGGCUGAGCACCGACGAGUGCGUGAGUUCGACUGUGAGAAUGGCCGCCAAUUUGAAGCUUCUUGAAGGGGAUGCUGCGGGGAGCCCGGCCGAGAGCAGGAUAGUCUUGUUGAGCGACGCCACGGCCGCCUGGGCCAAGGGCGGGUUCUGCGCCCGAACUAUUCAUGAGGUUCACCUUGCGAGCUUAAAUGGCGAGUUUGCGAGGGUGGAAACGACCGAGGAUGCGAUCGAGGCCGUCUUGCGUUAG
Molecule: messenger RNA, 636 nt
Organism: Metarhizium brunneum ARSEF 3297
Lineage: Eukaryota; Fungi; Ascomycota; Sordariomycetes; Hypocreales; Clavicipitaceae
Source: RefSeq, a predicted model, not a curated record